Molecule: messenger RNA, 131 nt
Organism: Funneliformis caledonium
Lineage: Eukaryota; Fungi; Glomeromycota; Glomeromycetes; Glomerales; Glomeraceae
Source: the annotation of a GenBank genome assembly
AGUCUGUAAUGGUCCAUUCACGUGAAAUAAAUGAUGUGGUACCAGAAGUGCAGUGUGAGUCAUCUAAAAAUCAAGCCCAAGACUUAUCUAAAGUGAAUAUCUCUUCAGCAUCUAAAGUCGCACUAGAAGUU